AGUUAUCCAUUUUAUUUGAAUGACUGAACGGAACGACGAUACCACUAUUCACAACGACAACAAGAUGACCAUGGAAGAUGAAAAGAAGAACGCUGUCGAAUUUGAAGAUCAUGAACAUGUGGAACAUCAAGAUGAUAUACCACCCGAAUUAGAGGCAUUAUUACAAACGGAUCCACAAGUAGGGUUAACUAGUACAGAAGUGGCUGAACGUACUGAACAGUUUGGUUUGAACGAACUACCCGAAAGAAAAACGAAUCCUUUAUUGAAAUUUCUUAUGUAUUUUACUGGUCCCAUCUCCUAUUUGAUUGAAAUCUCUUGUAUCAUUGCUGCUGUUGUGGGUGAUUGGAUUGAUUUUGGUAUUAUCUUGGCCUUAUUACUCAUUAAUGCUGUUAUUGGAUAUAUUGAAGAAGCUAAAGCUGAAUCUGCCUUGGAUGCCUUACGUCAAACCCUUGCUCUCAAAACUCGUUGUUUCCGUGAUGCUAAGUUGGUAGAAGUCGAAGUCAAGGAACUAGUCCCCGGUGAUAUCAUUGUCCUUCGAAUUGGUGAUAUUAUUCCUGCUGAUGCGCGUUUAUUAGGUUUAGGUGUCAAUGGGGAAGUCAAUGAUGCGGAGCUACAAAUCGACCAGUCUGCUCUCACCGGUGAAUCACUUCCUGUCUCCAAAAAGAAAUUUGCAACGGUUUACUCUUCUUCCAUUGUUAAACAAGGUCAGCAAUUAGCCGUCGUCACUAAAACUGGUUCUAAUACUUUUAUUGGCCGAGCUGCAAAUCUUAUUGCUAUCACUGCUGAAGAAGGUCAUUUCCAAAAGAUUAUUGGCAAGAUUGGUAAUGUUCUCAUUUGGUCUACUGUCGUCUUGGUCUUGAUUGUUUUUAUUUACCAAAUGGUGCGCUUCAAGGGAACUGACAAGGGUAACUGGAAAAUGGUACUUGAAAACUGUCUUGUGCUUACCGUGGCUGCUAUUCCUGUGGGUUUACCUACCGUCAUGUCCGUGACUAUGGCUGUUGGUGCGAAACAAUUAGCCGCCAAACAAGUCAUUGUCAAACGCCUGACUGCUGUGGAAGAACUUGCGUCUGUUUCUGUAUUGUGUUCAGAUAAGACAGGUACUUUGACUUUGAAUGAAUUGACCUUUGAUGAACCUUGGUUGGAUGGUGACUAUACAAAAGACGAUAUCCUUUUAUAUUCCUUCUUGGCUGCUGAACCUGGUGCGAACGAUCCUAUUGAAUCGGCUGUGCGACGUGCUGCUGAAUCUACUCUGGACAUUCUCAAAAACAGACAAGAUCCUCGUCAAGUACCCGGUUUCAAGGUGACUCAAUUCCAACCCUUCAAUCCUGUCACCAAAAUGACUCAGGCGACGAUUCUCAAUACUGAUACCAACACUUCCUUCCGUGUCGCCAAAGGAGCACCUCAAGUUAUCACAAAGUUAGUCGGUGGGCAUGAUGAAGCUGUGGGUGCUGUCAAUAGUCUGGCUCGUCGUGGUCUUCGUGCUUUGGGUGUGGCUAAAACUGUGGAUGAAGCAAUGGAACAAUUUGAAAUGGUGGGUAUGAUCUCGCUUUUGGAUCCUCCUCGUCCUGAUUCAGCAGAUACAAUUAAGGCUUGUAAUGAACUAGGUGUGGAUGUCAAGAUGAUUACUGGUGAUCAACAAAUCAUUGCCAAAGAAGUCGCUGCUCGUUUAGGUAUGGGUCGUGUCAUUUUGGAUGCAAAUCAUUUAGUGGAUCCCUCCAAAUCUGAAGAUGAAGUUACUGAACACUGUCAACGUGCUGAUGGAUUUGCUCAAGUUAUUCCAGAACACAAAUAUCGUGUAGUAGAAUUGUUACAAAACAAGGGUCUUUUGGUUGGUAUGACUGGUGAUGGUGUCAAUGAUGCUCCUGCAUUGAAGAAAGCCGAUGUGGGAAUUGCUGUUGAAGGUUGUACUGAUGCUGCUCGAUCUGCUGCUGAUAUUGUUCUAUUAGCUCCCGGUUUAUCUACUAUUACGGAUGGUAUCAUCACCUCUCGAGCUAUUUUCCAACGUUUACGGUCUUAUGCUUUAUAUCGUAUUACUUCCACUAUACACUUUUUAUUAUUCAUGUUUAUUGUCACUAUUGUUGAAGAUUGGACUAUGCCUGCAGUAUUAUUGAUUAUGAUCUGUGUCUUGAAUGAUGCCGCUACUUUGGUGAUUUCUGUGGACAAUACUGAAAUUUCUGAACGACCUGAUAAAUGGCGUAUAGGACAACUGUUGACUCUUUCCGUAGUACUUGCCGUAUUAUUAGCUGCUCUCUCGUUUGGUCAUUUUUAUGUUUGUCGGGAUAUCCUUCAUGUUACUGAUAAUGAAUUACAUUCUAUUAUGUAUCUACAUAUUUCUUCUGCUCCUCACUUUGUAAUCUUCUCCACUCGUGUACCUGGUUUCUGGUGGGAAAACAUGCCACAUUGGAUCUUUGCUGUUUGUAUCAUUGGAACCCAAAUUGUUGCUUUAUUCUUCUCAGUGUAUGGUGUAUUCGGUGAAGCUGAAGGUGUUGCUCCUUGUGGAUGGGUGAUUGGUCUUACUGUGCUGGGUAUUUCUCUGGUUUACUUUAUGAUAUUAGAUGUUGUUAAAGUUUAUAUCUUCCGAUACUGGAGCUUUGAAAUGACCGCCAAAUUAGUCCCUGUACCUUCUCGUCGUGAAAAACUAGCUAUUAGGCAAUCUGAUCAUGCUCAAGCCCUACGUGUACAACAGUCUUGGAACAAGAUCGCAUGUAUGACCAAUGCAUAUAACAUCGUUGCCGCCUUCCAACAAGAAAAGCCAUAGUUUAGGUUCAUUCCAACUCCAUUUGUCAUUUUUUAUUUUUUACUAUUUUAUCAUUUAUUUUUAUUACAAUUACUAUCAUUAUUAUCAUUAUUAUUUUCAUUAUUAUUACUUUUACUUUGUAGCGUUGCCCAAGUGUGGUAUACAUCCUUUUAAAAUAAUCAACAAAAAAGGUUAUGAUUGUUUUUUUUUUAUCAUUAAUUGGUCAAUAAAAAUCACAGCAAAUCAAUGUCAUUUA
Halteromyces radiatus is the source of this 2993-nucleotide messenger RNA. RefSeq names its product plasma-membrane proton-efflux P-type ATPase. Bases 20 to 2758 code for a protein of 912 amino acids. Gene Ontology annotation, biological process: proton export across plasma membrane; regulation of intracellular pH. The record is from RefSeq and is a predicted model, not a curated record. Gene Ontology annotation, molecular function: ATP binding; P-type proton-exporting transporter activity; ATP hydrolysis activity. Gene Ontology annotation, cellular component: plasma membrane. The transcript has 5 exons. Lineage: Eukaryota; Fungi; Mucoromycota; Mucoromycetes; Mucorales; Cunninghamellaceae.